Molecule: messenger RNA, 4168 nt
Organism: Phragmites australis (common reed)
Lineage: Eukaryota; Viridiplantae; Streptophyta; Magnoliopsida; Poales; Poaceae
Exons: 18
Coding region: 450-3764 (1104 amino acids)
Molecular function (GO): hydrolase activity, acting on ester bonds
Source: RefSeq, a predicted model, not a curated record
UCUUGGAAAAACCUCCGACGUGCGCCGGCAGCCGGCGGCCCUCUGCCCCGCUGCCGUCCGUCCAACCUGCUUCAACAUUCGUGCGCCUCCAGAUCCGACAGGCAACUGCCAGCCGGCCCCACCAGCCAGAGCUCCGGCCCCAACUCUCCAAAGCUAGCAGGAACAAAGCAAGUCUCCCCCCUUCGGCGCCGCUUCCCUCCCACCACCACCACCUCCUCCACAUCUCCGCGAUUUCUCCUCCUCCGCGGCGGCAGGACCCGCGGAUUCGCCGCAGAACGAGCCCCGGACUGCGUCACUUAGACGAGGAACUGCCGACCUUCGAGGCUUCCCUCUCCCCGGUCCCCCGAGCUGUCCGCCGGGUCCAAGAUCCCGUCCUUGAUCCAAAGAUCCCACCUUUCCCUCCGAUCCCGCAUCGAAUCUUGGAGCAAGGCCUGCGCUUUUCUUCCCCCAUGGACGGCGGCGGCGGGCUCCGGGGCAGCUGCCGGGUGGGGGCCGUGCUGCUCUUCUCUGCCUGGAUCGCACUCGCGGCGCUCAGCAGGCUGCUGCGGCCGGUGCCCAACGGGUGCGUGAUGACCUACAUGUAUCCGACCUACAUCCCCAUCGCCGCCACUCCCAGGAACGUGUCCUCGGACAGGUACGGACUGUUCCUGUACCACGAGGGCUGGAAGCAGAUCGACUUCGCCAAGCACGUCAAGGGGCUCAAUGGUGUGCCCGUGCUCUUCAUCCCCGGCAACGGAGGUAGCUACAAACAGGUCCGAUCAGUGGCUGCAGAGUCAUUUCGAGCAUAUCAGAAUGGUCCACUUGAGCCGACCUUUUAUCAGGAAGCAUCUAGCACCUUAUCAGUAAGUGAACGCGAAGAUUUUUCAAUCCCAUCACGGUAUGGCCGCAUGCUGGAUUGGUUUGCUGUUGACCUUGAAGGAGAACACUCUGCAAUGGAUGGUCAGAUACUUGAGGAGCAUACUGAAUUUGUUGUCUACGCCAUUCAUAGGAUCCUUGACCAAUACAAAGAAUCACAUUUAGCGAGAUCAAAGGGUGGUGCUCAAUCCUCUUGUAGCUUGCCAUCCAAUGUUAUACUAGUUGGCCAUUCGAUGGGUGGUUUUGUGGCUCGAGCAGCUCUUGUGCAUCCAAACUUAAGGAAGUCAGCAGUGGAAACCAUACUGACACUUUCCAGCCCACAUCAGUACCCUCCUAUUGCACUGCAGCCGUCCCUGGGUCAGUUUUUCUCCCAUGUCAAUGAAGAAUGGAGAAAGGGAUACAGGAUGGGAGUAUCACGUGCAAGUAGUCCGAAACUAUCAAAUGUUAUAGUUGUCUCUGUAUCAGGUGGCAUCCAUGAUUAUCAGGUUAGGUCAAGGUUGGCCUCAUUGGAUGGCAUUGUGCCUUUGACACACGGCUUUAUGGUAGGAAGCUCCAGUAUGAAGAAUGUUUGGUUAUCCAUGGAGCAUCAAUCUAUCCUCUGGUGCAACCAAUUAGUUGUACAGGUUGCUCACACUCUUCUUAGCAUCAUAGAUCCUGCUAAUGGGCAGCCAUUUUCAAGUACGCAAAAAAGAGUUUUUGUGUUUACGAAAAUGUUCCAAAGUGCAGUUCCUCAGUCUUUGAGCUGGAUGACUCAUGUUCCUGGUUCUCGGCCGUCAAGUUUACUUUCCAGUGAUAAUCGGGAUGUUAGCGAACUGCAGCAAAAGGAUUCACUUUCUUGCCCACCAUCUGUUCAAUGGACAAGUGAUGGCCUUGAAAAGGACAUGUAUAUUCAGUCAAAUUCAGUUACUGUUUUAGCAAUGGAUGGGAGAAGAAGAUGGUUAGAUAUUAAAAAGCUGGGAUCAAAUGGCAGAGGACACUUUGUUUUUGUAACAAAUCUUGCUCCAUGUUCUGGAGUAAGGAUUCACUUGUGGCAAGAAAAGCUUCAUUCGUCUGUGCAAAAUGAAACACCUGCCAGUAAAAAGAUAGUGGAAGUUACAUCGAAGAUGGUCCAAAUUCCUGCAGGACCUGCUCCAAAACAGGUUGAACCUGGGAGUCAAACUGAGCAACCACCUCCUUCUGCUUUUCUUCUACUAAGUCCGGAAGAAAUGAGUGGUUUCCGCUUCAUGACUAUAUCGGUGGCACCUCGACCGACAAUUUCAGGUAGGCCUCCCCCAGCGGCCUCUAUGGCAGUGGGACAGUUCUUCAAUCCAGAGGAAGGAGCAAGUGCAUUUUCUGUUGGCAGAAUUAUUCGCUCCAGCUUUGCUCCUGAAGAAAUAUUUCUGGCAGAGGAUCACCCACUGGCUUUAAAUUUGUCAUUUUCUGCAAGUCUGGGCCUUCUACCAGUAAUAUUAUCACUGGAAACUGCUGGAUGUGGAAUAAAAAAUGCUGGUGACCAAAUGGAAGCUGAGAGAAAUAACCUUUGUAAAUUGCGGUGCUUUCCACCCGUUGCUUUGGCUUGGGAUGUUGUAUCAGGCCUACACAUUAUUCCAAAUAUAUACUCAGAGACUCUAGUGGUUGAUUCAUCACCCGGUUUUUGGGAUUCACCUGAAGGGACGGACAGAACUACAGUGCUAGUCCUGGCUGACCCACAUUGCUCGUACAAAGUCAGUGCUCGUGCUUCACUUAGUGCUGCUGCAAGCAGAUUCUUUUUAUUGUACUCAUCAGAGCUUCUUGGUUUCAUGGUGGCUGUAAUGUUUUUUGGUCUGAUGCGGCAAUCGUCAGCAUGGGAACGUGAUUCUCCUGUGCCAUCCAUUUUGUCAGCUAUAGAGUCUAAUCUGAGACUCCCGAACCCAUUCAUGUUCCUUUGCUUCAUGCCGAUACUUCUGUUUGUUGCCUUUUUAUUUUUCAUGACGGAGCAAAACCCACCAUUUGGGACCUUCUUAUUGGUGACUAUGAUCUGCUAUAUAGUUGCUAAUGGUUUCACAAUUCUGUUGAUAAUAAGUUCAAAAUUGAUUCUUUAUGUGGCUGCCAUUCUACAUGUCUUCAUCAAGAGACGCUGGCAAUCAUGGGAGGAUGGUGUUCAAUCUGCAUUUCUUCGCCAGUUCGCCACUUUCUUAUUCUCAUUUCAGUCACUGAAGAUUUUCCAGAUGAUUACGAACAAUCCAAAUUUAAUUGUAGCAGUUGCUACUAUGCCACUUGCCUGUUUGGUUCAUCCAGCAAUUGGCCUUGGUUUAUUACUUCUCUCACAUGCCUUCCACUCUCAUUCAAACCUGUGCAGUUUUUUAGCAGCUUCUUUUCGUAGUAUCACUCAGAAAAAGGAUUUGUAUAAAUCCAAGACGGGUGAUGAUCCUGCUCUGCUAUCCAAAAGUAAACCAGAUGGGCUUCAGCAACUUCUUCCAAUGGAUGAUACUCCGACAGCUGCUAAAAGCUUUACCGACAGUCAACUAGAACUGUUUGACUGUCGGCAUGGAAUCAUGGUCUUGCAUCUUCUAACUACACUCAUGUUUGCACCUUCACUUGUUGCCUGGCUACAGAGAAUUGGAAUGGGGCAGAAUUUUCCCUGGUUCAUAGAUUCUGCCAUUUGUGUUGGUGUUAUUCUGCAUGGACUUUUCGGAUCACAACCAAAUGUCAGCUGUAUAUCGUUCAAGAUACCUGGAAGGAGAGGGGGCGAAGUUGGGCUGAGCUUCCUCUACCUCCUGGGCGGCUUUUAUUCCUUUGUUAGCUCCAUGGCAUUGGCGCCUUAUAGAGCCUUGUAUGCCAUGGCAGUCAUCGGCUUUAUAUGUUUUGCUUCCAGAAUUAUUGAGCGAAGAAAGAUGGUGAGAGGUGACAUAAGCUCUAGGAAAAGUCGGAAGCACUCACAUAGACACUAACGCACAUCUUGAAAAGUGUAAUUCUGCAAUAGUGUGGAACAAAUUAGUGUUAUCAUAGCAGCACCUGGUUUUCGGUUUAUGGUUCAAAACUGCAAAGCAUUGCUUAGGUGUGGAGGCCAGUUUUGUGAGUGAAAGCAGGGUAGAUUCUUGUUUGGGCAGUUGUGGCAGAGCUACGAUGAGAGUCAGAUUACCAUUGUCUGGAGAUUACUUGUUAGUGAGAGGUGAGGUCGAUGAUGGGCUUUUUUUAAGCUCAUCGUUUGAUUUUGCUUUUCCUGUAAUGUGUUUUGUCGGGAAAGAUGAAUCAGAUAUUGUACAUUGUUCAAUGCAAGCGUGUAGCAUAUGAAAUAACUUGUUGCGAGGAGAUAUUUAAGGAUUUUCUUUAAGAAUACAAUCAGCUUUGACAA